Molecule: messenger RNA, 713 nt
Organism: Toxoplasma gondii ME49
Lineage: Eukaryota; Apicomplexa; Conoidasida; Eucoccidiorida; Sarcocystidae
Product: Tctex2-related light chain
Exons: 5
Coding region: 324-713 (129 amino acids)
Biological process (GO): microtubule-based movement
Cellular component (GO): cytoplasm; cytoplasmic dynein complex
Molecular function (GO): dynein intermediate chain binding
Source: RefSeq, a predicted model, not a curated record
AUUUUCUGCACAGGGGCGCUGUUUCGAUGAAGUCCCAGCACAUGGUCGUCCUAGUUUUUCAGUCGUAUCAUACAGUUGCUUCUGUUCAAUGCCGAAGACGAUCAUUCGCGAUCUUAUUUAUACACAAGGAGCGAUUCUUCAUGAUUUUAUCGAAUUGCAGAAUUAGACGAGCUCUUGCGCCCCAUCCUUUCGUCUGCACCAUUUCUGUGGUUGCCCAAUUCUCGCUAGGGAGUAAUUGGCGGCGGCAUAGGAUUGCUUGCUGAGAAGCGAAUUCUGUUCGACGUGUCACUUUGUUAAGCGCUUGUAGCAUUUCCUGUUUCAAAAUGACGGUCUGCUCCCUCGCCGGAGACCCCGUUGAGUCACCGACACAAGCGGUCUUUCCGGCGUACAGGCACAAGUUUAAAAGCAAGCCCGUAAAGGAAAUCCUUAAAUCCGUGUUGCAUGGGCAACUCGAAGGCGUAGAAUAUAAUGCAGAAGAGUCCCCACUUCUGACAAAACAGAUCGCCAACGAAAUCAAAGACAGGCUCAAAGACCUCGACGUGCCUCGGUACAAAAUCCUCGUCAACGUCAUUCUGGGGGAACAGCGAGGGCAAGGCGUCAGACUGGGAAGACGGUGCUUUUGGGACAACAAUACGGACUCAGUUGCAAAUGAAUCUUUUGUGAACGAUCACCUGUUCUGCAUCGCGACAGCGUAUGCAGUGUACCUGUACUGA